Salarias fasciatus (jewelled blenny) is the source of this 1412-nucleotide messenger RNA. RefSeq lists its product as uncharacterized. The coding region runs from base 146 to 1129 and encodes 327 amino acids. Gene Ontology annotation, biological process: immune response; cell surface receptor signaling pathway. Lineage: Eukaryota; Metazoa; Chordata; Actinopteri; Blenniiformes; Blenniidae. The transcript has 8 exons. Gene Ontology annotation, molecular function: transmembrane signaling receptor activity. Gene Ontology annotation, cellular component: external side of plasma membrane. The record is from RefSeq and is a predicted model, not a curated record.
UGGGAUAGUCAGAAAAAACUCCUCUUAAGAGAUGUGAUUGCUUCAUGUCGCAUGGCCUUUUGAGUAAAACAGGCGAUUGCAGACAUCGCUGGAUUUCUGAAAGCUAAAACCACGAACCUAAUUCUGGGAUUCAUUCAUCAUCGGAAUGAUCACCAUACUUAUCUCCUCACUGAUAGGUGCAUUUGCGCUGCAGGUUUCUACACUUGAAGAUUCUUGGAAGGCCGUUGUGACCGUGUUACCUCCAGGGUCCACUAUCUACCUCGAGUUUCCUCUGUUCUCUCUGCGUCUGACUCCCAGCACCAGGAUGUUUUUCAGAGGGGAGCGCUUCACUGUGCAGUGCCCCCCUCCUCAGAUCAACUCCACAGGCUGGAGGCUGAAGCACUUCUCUCCGAGCCAAACAGAGGGAGCCACAGUCGCUGAACCUGUGCAGUGUCCACCACAUGAUGGUGCUGCUAGCGCAGGAAAAUCUGACAUGUGUUCCUUUGUAGCUGCCAGAGGGAACAGUGGACUGUACUGGUGUGAGAGCUCAGAGGGCCGCAGCAGUGCAGUCAACAUCGCAGUAAGCUAUGACGACAUGAUCUUAAAGACUCCAGCCUUCCCUGUAUUUGAGGGUGAUGAAGUAGUCUUGUGCUGUCAGUCCUUGAGAGCAAACAAUAAUAAGGUGAUAUUCUUUAAAAAUGGAACAGAAAUCACCACCUCCACCUCCUCCAGUUCAGCUGGAGUCACUGAGAUGACUAUUAUGAAUGUGACACAGCAAGAUGAAGGCUAUUACAAGUGUGCUUCCCUGGAUCGAAAGAUGCAGAGUGCAGAGAGCUGGUUGGCAGUGAGACCUAACCGAGGUAACUUCACAUCAACACAUGGGACAGAAGCCUCCACUAGCGGUUCCUGGAAAUGGAUCCUUCUAUCAUGUGGGGUUAUCCUUCUGUGUAUUACACCUUUAACCAUUUGGCUAAUUUAUCACCACAGGAACCACAUGUUUUGUACCAAGAGCUGCUGGCCUCUCUCCAAAGAGGAUGUACCAGCGGUAGCACUUCCUGCAACGAAGCAGGAUGUAACGGAGGUGCAGUGGGACCUGUCCUGGAUGGAGAUGUCCAAUCUGCUGGAUAAACACUUAUACCCUGGCACUUAGAAGACUAUAAAUAACAGAGUGCAUCAUUAUGGGCACUGUGCUUCUAACAGAAUGCAAGACCAUAUUUGUGCUCAUGAAAUGUUAAAUAAACACCCUGGACAAAAUAAGUCUGUGUAGUGUGAAUUACAUCCCAGUGUUUGAAAUUGAAACUUGUUGCUGUGAGGCAAAAGUGCUACCCUUCUUCAUUUUCUUCCUUCUCUUCAUUUAGCUCUUCACUCUCUUCAGUAGACUUAUUAUUACCCACUGGUUCUUCUUCAAAUUGAAAAUAAAGACUCAAAACUUU